Messenger RNA from Pteropus alecto (black flying fox), 2611 nucleotides. It is a transcript of the gene LRRIQ4, whose product is annotated as leucine rich repeats and IQ motif containing 4. The transcript has 6 exons. The coding region runs from base 801 to 2483 and encodes 560 amino acids. Gene Ontology annotation, molecular function: protein binding. The record is from RefSeq and is a predicted model, not a curated record. NCBI's taxonomy places the organism in Eukaryota, Metazoa, Chordata, Mammalia, Chiroptera, Pteropodidae.
CAGGGUUAGGGGCACUGCUGUUGGGCGGGGGCUGGGACUUCAAAAACGAUUAUGACACAAUUCCCUCCCGAAAAGUGUGCACACACCUGUGGGAGCCACGUGCAGAAGCAGAUGGUAGCACCCACAUGGAUAGCUAAGGGAGCAUAAAGAGGCGUGGAGAUCAGUCUUGUGCAGGGGCUGGGGCCAUCAUAGAGGGCUUUUUGAAGGAGGUAACAUCCUAAACUGGUCUGAGUAAACCUGCCAGAGGGCAGAAUUACUUGGUGCGUUCUGGAGACACACAGGUACUUGGGGCUCCCAGGUGAGUACAGAGAGUGGGGGGACAGGCAGGGCCAGAUCCACGUGGAGCCCUGUACAACCUCUGAGAAGCACAGCUGUUAUAGGUAGGGCACUGGGAGCCCUCAGAUCGGGCGCAGCUGAUGGAGAGUGAAUUUGACACUACCUAGGGCAGAUGAGGUCUGAAAGCAGCUGCAGUAGCCCAGGAGAGAUAGUAAGGCCUGAGCUAAGGCUGGACUUGUGGAUGAGAAGGGAACAGAACCCAGAGAUAGGUAUAGAGAGUAACGUGAUAAGACAUGGGAGGGAGAAGACAAGGAAGGUGGGAAGAAGCCUUGUUUGGGUUACUAUAGACCCAAGAGAAGCAUGUCAAGAGCCCUGUAGAGAGAACUCAGGAGCCAGCCAGAGACCCUCGGUGUGAAACCAGGUUGUUUAUGAACACAGUUCAAAGGUAAAAACAAAAUGUCGGAAUUCUCUCUCUCUCAUGCUACCCUACUAGAUUUUGAAUAUUUGAAUUUUCCAUCAAAAGAAUGUCAAAUGACACCAUAAAAUCAGAAUAUUCAUCUAAAAUGCAUCAGAAAAACGAUCCACAGCAAAUCUUUGAUAGGACAUUUUUCAUUGAUGCUUCUAAUCAGACCUUGACUACCAUUCCACUAGAGAUCUUAGAAUUAAGAGAAUUAGAAGAAGUGCAUCUGGAAAAUAACCAGAUCGAAGAAAUCCCCCAGGAUAUUCAGCAUUUAAAGAAUGUCAAAAUCCUCUAUCUGAACAAGAACAAGCUGAGCGAGCUGUGCCCCGAAAUGGGGAAACUGAGCAACCUGGAGGGCCUGGACCUGAGCGACAACCCCCUACUCUCCUCUUCCCUUCGGGUCCUCAGUUGCAUCCGCACACUGCGCGAGCUCCGCCUCUACCACAUCAACCUGAGUGAGAUCCCCAUCGAAAUCUGUAAACUCCUUCACCAUCUAGAGCUGCUCGGGCUGGCCGGAAAUCACCUGAAAUUUCUGCCCAAGGAAAUUGUGAACCAGACCAAACUGAGGGAGAUCUACCUGAAGCAAAAUCAACUUGAAAUUUUCCCGCCUGAGCUCUGUGUUCUCUACAACCUGGAGAUCAUUGACCUGGAUGAGAACAAAUUAACGGUCAUCCCAGAAGAGAUAGGGGACCUGCCGAGGCUGCAGAAGUUCUAUGUGGCUCAUAACAGCCUGUACUUUCUACCCGAAUCGCUGUGCCAGUGUAGCAAAUUGUCGGUGCUGGAUUUGUCCUACAAUCGCCUCCACUCCAUCCCGCGCACCCUGGAGGAGCUCUCCGAGAUGACGGAGCUUGGGCUGAGCGGGAACCCAUUGGAGAAGGUGCCGCGCCUGCUCUGCAAGUGGACCUCGCUGCAUCUACUCUACCUGCGCAACACCGGCCUGCGAGUGCUGCGGCGCUCGUUCAAGCGGCUGGUUAACCUGCGCUUCCUCGAUCUCAGCCAGAACCAUCUGGAAAACUGUCCGUUGCAGAUAUGUGCGCUGAAGAACCUGGAAAUCCUGGCGUUGGAUGAUAAUAAAAUAUGGCAGUUACCUUCAGACUUCAUCUCACUUUCAAAACUGAAGACGCUUGGACUAACUGGGAAUCAGUUCCUUUCAUUUCCGGAAGAAAUCCUUUCUUUAGAGUCUUUAGAGAAAUUAUACAUUGGGCAAGAUCAGGGAGCCAAGCUCACCUAUGUGCCAGAACACAUUAGGAAACUACAGAGUCUUAAAGAGCUGUAUAUAGAGAAUAACCAUCUGGAAUACCUGCCAAUAUCAUUAGGAUCAAUGCCUAACCUGGAGAUUCUUGAUUGCCGCCACAAUCUGCUUAAGCAACUUCCAGAUGCCAUCUGCCAAGCACAAGUUUUGAAAGAAUUACUGCUUGAGGACAACUUGCUCACCCAUCUUCCAGAGGAUUUGGAUCGUCUAGUAAAUCUAAAGGUUCUGACACUGAUGGACAAUCCCAUGGAAGAACCCACAAUAGAAGUGUGCGCCGAAGGCAAAGAGGCUAUACUGACAUAUCUGAAGGAGAAAAAAAAAAAGAAAUUCAUGGCAACAAAGAUUCAAGCAUGGUGGCGUGGAAUAAUGGUACGGAAAGGACUUGGAAGAUAUGAUGAACUGCUAAAAUUACGAAAGAAAGGAAAGAAUUCUCCAAAAGAUAAGAAAGGAAAGAAGGAUGUAAAAGAAAAGCCUGCAAAGGGAAAGAAGAAAUAAUUCUACAAAUUAAUGGCUUGAGAUAAUGAACCCUGAUGGAUUAAGAAGGCAAAAUAUAUAGAAAUUCGAUGCCUACCACACAAAAAUUAUUUGUAGAAUUAUGGUUAUGUAUAAAAAUAAAGAUUAUU